CUCAGAAGUCGAAACUUCCCAACUCCUGUACGCCCGCCUCCUAGUCAUACCGCGUUGCUUCACUUGUGCUUGAGGCAUUUUAUUCUCUCGGCACGCCGAAGCCCUGCUCUCGACAACACACGGCCUUCCUUCCCUGGCCCUCGUCGACCAAGGAUGCCAGCUUUUAUUGAAACCCGAUCACCUACUCCUGUCAGAAGACCCCGGCUCUGGUCGAGGCGAGAGCUGCUCCGGGAUAGGUGUAGCCGUCCGAAGAGCUCUGAGCUCUCUGGUCCCCCGACUUGCCUGGUGGUGAUGGAUAGGGAAAGGUACCGGUCUAUCAUGUACCAGCCGUCCAGGGUGGUAGCCAGACACACCCUCGCGUACCAAGUUACUCCUCGGGAAUUUCAAAAAUACUGGAGAGUUAUUUUUGUCAAGCUACAUGUUGCCCAGAAUUUUCCCCCGACGCACGUUCCCAGAAGUGCCUCGUCUGCCGUACUGACGGCGAAUCUCCUACCCACACCCGACCAGUGUCGAGGGUGUCGGCGGCACGUGAAUCGAGGCGAAUCCUUGCUUGGAUCUCCUGUGUUGUAGUUGCCCCAAAGAUCAGCGUCAGGUCCGGAACCGAGCUAGGUUUGAGGCUAUAGAAAUUCUCCCUGGGUAGAUUACAAGACAACUUCACGUCCGCAGCAUAUAAGAAAAUCUUCCACCCGCCGUCCCAUCUCUAGGAACACUCUUACUCUCACUCUCAUCCCCUUGCCGCCUUCUCCUUCCUCUCUCCCUCUCCUCCUGUUGUCUUUUUGCUUCUCUCUACAGCUGGCCUGUAAUUUUUCGGGCAUAUGGCUCCCAACUUUAAGAAGGUCAUGGCUUUCGGAAAGAACCGUACCCCUCAUGCUCCCCAGCCUCUGAGGCAGGAGGACCACGAUGAUCUGGAGGCGGGUAACUUCAUUUCGGAGACCCAGAACAUGUACUCCAACCUGGAUGUCGGUGCCCCCAAGGGUGGUGGUGCUCAGUAUAUGGAUGAGUACAGAGCUCUUGUCCGGUAUAUCGACACCUACAGGGACCCCAACGCCGAGGUUGAGAUCGAGGAGGACCCAGUUGAGAAGAAGAAGCCAUGGUGGAAGGGAGGCGGCGCUGCUGCGGGCAAGAAGCAGAGCGACUUCGUCACUCCCACAGACUGGCUCAACACCGAGCUUCGGGACGGCCUCAACACUAUGGAGGUUGAGAGGAGACGCAAGAGCUCCGGCUGGAACGAAUUGACCACAGAGAAGGAGAACAUGAUCCUCAAGUUCAUUGGCUUCUUCCGUGGCCCCAUUCUCUACGUCAUGGAAGCUGCGGCUAUUCUCGCUCUCGGUCUUCAGGACUGGAUUGACGCUGGUGUCAUCAUUGGUAUCUUGCUGCUCAACGCUAUCGUCGGUUGGUACCAGGAGAAGCAGGCCGCCGACGUCGUGGCCAGCUUGAAGGGAGACAUCGCUAUGAAAGCACGUGUUGUUCGCAAUGGCCAGGAACAAGAGAUCCGGGCCCGAGAACUUGUACCGGGUGAUAUUGUCGUCAUUGAAGAAGGCACUGUUGUACCAGCAGACACCAGGCUCAUCUGCGACUAUGAGCAGGGUGCGGAGGGCUUCCAACAGUACAAGACCGAGCUUCAGGCCCAGGACGUCGGUUCCCCACGCCAGGAGAAGUUCGAAGAAGGCGAGGGCGAGGACGGAACACCUCACAUUGGACACCCCAUCGUUGCCAUCGACCAGUCUGCCAUCACUGGCGAGUCUCUCGCGGUUGACAAAUACAUGACCGAUGUCGUCUUCUACACCACUGGAUGCAAGCGAGGCAAGGCCUACGGUGUCGUUACCUGUGGUGCUCAGGCUUCUUUCGUCGGCAAGACCGCUUCCCUCGUCCAGGGUGCUCAGGACCAGGGUCACUUCAAGGCCAUCAUGAACUCCAUCGGAACUGCGCUCCUGGUCCUCGUCGUUCUCUUCAUGCUAGCCGCCUGGAUCGGAGGUUUCUACCGCAACCUGAACAUCGUCGGCGACGCCGAGGACUCGACCAACCUGCUCCACUACGUUCUGAUUCUCCUCAUCAUUGGUGUUCCAGUCGGUCUGCCCGUCGUCACAACCACCACUUUGGCUGUCGGUGCUGCCUACCUCGCUCAGGAGAAGGCCAUUGUUCAGAAGCUUACUGCUAUCGAGUCUCUCGCCGGUGUCGACAUCCUCUGUUCUGACAAGACCGGAACCCUGACUGCCAAUCAGCUCUCAGUCCGUGAGCCGUUCCUCAUGGAGGGAGUCGACGUCAACUGGAUGAUGGCUGUCGCUGCCCUUGCUUCCAGCCACAACAUCAAGGCUCUCGACCCUAUUGACAAGAUCACCAUCCUCACGCUGAAGAGAUACCCCAAGGCUAAGGACAUGAUCUCUGAGGGAUGGACGACGGAGAAGUUCAUGCCCUUCGACCCCGUGUCCAAGCGUAUCACCGCCAUCUGCACCUACCAGGGCGUCCGCUACGAGUGCUGCAAGGGAGCCCCCAACGCCGUGCUCGCCAUCAGCAACUGCUCUCCCGAGCAAAAGACGCUGUUCAAGGAGAAGGCCACCGAAUUCGCCCGCCGUGGCUUCCGUUCCCUGGCUGUUGCCGUCCGCGAGGCCGACGGCCCGUGGCAGAUGCUGGGCAUGCUGUCCCUGUUCGACCCCCCUCGUUCUGAUACCGCCCAGACCAUCGCCGACGCCCAGACCCUAGGUCUCCAGGUCAAGAUGCUCACGGGUGACGCUAUCGCUAUCGCAAAGGAGACCUGCCGUAUGCUUGCCCUUGGAACCAAGGUGUACAACUCAGACAAGCUGCUCCACUCCGAUCUUGCCGGCAACUCCAUCUACGAUCUUUGUGAGCGGGCCGACGGCUUCGCUGAGGUCUUCCCCGAGCACAAGUACAAGGUGGUCGAGAUGCUGCAACAGCGUGGCCAUCUGACUGCCAUGACUGGUGAUGGUGUUAACGAUGCUCCUUCUCUGAAGAAGUCUGACUGUGGUAUCGCCGUUGAAGGUGCCACAGAGGCUGCUCAGGCUGCCGCCGACAUCGUCUUCCUCGCCCCUGGUCUGUCUACUAUUGUCUCGGCUAUCAAGAUCUCCCGCCAGAUUUUCCAGCGCAUGAAGGCAUACAUCCAGUACCGUAUCGCCCUUUGCUUGCACUUGGAGCUGUACCUUGUUACCUCCAUGAUCGCUAUCAACGAGACCGUCCGAGUCGACUUGAUCGUGUUCCUCGCCCUGUUCGCUGAUCUUGCUACCAUUGCCGUCGCCUACGAUAAUGCCCACUUUGAGCGCCGCCCCGUCGAGUGGCAGCUACCCAAGAUCUGGAUCAUUUCUAUUGUGCUCGGUACCCUCCUCGCAGCUGGCACAUGGAUCCUGCGCGGCACGCUCUGGCUGCCCAACGGUGGUGUCAUUCAGAACUACGGCUCGGUCCAGGGCAUCCUCUUCCUCGAGAUCUCGCUCACUGAGAACUGGCUCAUCUUCGUCACCCGUGGCUUCGAGACAUACCCGUCCUUCCAGCUGGUGGCUGCCAUCUUCGGAGUCGACAUCCUGGCCACUCUGUUCGCAGCAUUCGGCUGGUUCACGGGCGGCGAGAGCAACACCAUCCCGCCCGUCCCGGCGAUCGCCUCAGACCCCAACGGCAGGACGGACAUUGUCACCAUCGUUGUGGUGUGGUGCUUCUCCAUCGCCGUGACCAUCGUCAUCGCCAUCGUGUACUACGUCAUGACCGGCAUGGAGACCCUCAACAACCUUGGCCGCAAGAAGAGGAGCGCGUCCGACACGAUGAUGGAGAACAUCCUCACCCACCUCUCCAAGGUUGCCAUCGAGCACGAGAAGGACGACACUGGCGCCAACAGGUUCUACCUGGCGCAGAAGCAGAUCAAGGAGGAGGACGAAUGAGUAUAGACUUGCAUUGUAUGAUCAAUCGGCUGGCGUCCAGGGGGGUUACUUGUUAUUACCGGGCCCGGGGAAAAGGAGAUACCAUACGAGACUGUCACUAUCAAGGGUUAAACAUACACAUAAGGUGUCUUGGGGAAAAGGAGGCACUCUAAUUAUUCCCUUACACCGUCAGUCCGUCUAAGGUGUUUUGAUAUUAAAGACUCGCACCAUUUUAUAGAUGGCGAAAUGAUAAAUUCUCUAUGUCUAAGAACCACUCCUGAUCACCAAAAUGUGCAUUGCAUGUUUAAGCACUCUGGCUACUGUAGUGUGGUGCCUACUCGAGUUUUCGAGGCCUUGUCUCAUGGUGCAAAAGUCGAGCAUGCACCGCAGCAAAGACACCAGUCCGACUCGCUCCGCCUGGCCUGGAACAAGAGAGCAUGCCCACUAGAAAGCACCGACAAGUCACUUGUGUCCGUUGUUGCACAUGAGCGUGCCACUGUUGAUUUUUGCACCCGCUCGUAGUUGUGCGCCCUCAUUGAGCACGGGUUUAAAUGACUCGAAUACAGCUGAUGCCGAAGCAAUGCAGCACGAAGGCAUCAAGACCCUCACCGCCCAUGCACAACAUACCGCCUAGGCCUGAGCCUAUCUAUAUUGUAGGACUGGGGCGUGCGACUGGGGCGUGCAUGCCACCAUGCAUUUGUGUUCUUGACGAGGGGGUUGCGCAAAAACUAAGCAGCACAACUAACUGCCAGCAUGCCAAGAUCGACAGGCCAUCAGAGGGUCGGCGUCAUUGUCGGCGUCGGCCUUCGGGCCAAAGGCGGGAUCAAUUAUGGCAUUGACGCGAGAAGAAUCUUUCUCUUUUCGUCCGCUGCUACGUCUCCUCCCUAGAGCAAACCCCGAUAUUGAACAAUUGCCGCCACGGCGGCGGUCGACGGCACGGGUCCGACGGCACGGGCAAUUGUCGCACCACAAGCACGCUGAGGCAUUAAGCCAACGCAUAUGGCUACUUCCUUGUCCGUGUGCCAAGGCCUAGCGAGGAGAAACCGGAAACAGGUGAUUCUUUGAGAGAUAAGAGAGAGACCCAUGCAUGGCUGUGACAUGUCUCUGGACACAGGCGCAGAAACGUGUUGCUCGGCCCAGGAGGGCUUCCCUUAAAGGCAUGAACUAAAUAGGCUCUGGAGUAUUGUGUCAGCCUACUGGGUAUUUUCGGGCCCAGACCCGUGGGGCUCCCUCGAAGCCGGGCGGCCGGGGUGGCGGAGACCUGAUGUCUCAAAAGGUUACAGGAAAUUACAGGUCCUUCCUGCCGGGUUUGAGCUGGCUUGAUCUGCUGUAGAGCCAGCCCAGCCUCUGGUAUUUCCAACAGCCAGAGGGUUGGUGUCUGGUGAGUAAUGUUUGCCUCAGUACAAA
Diaporthe batatas is the source of this 5267-nucleotide messenger RNA. RefSeq lists its product as uncharacterized. The transcript has 5 exons. Gene Ontology annotation, molecular function: ATP hydrolysis activity; P-type proton-exporting transporter activity; ATP binding. Lineage: Eukaryota; Fungi; Ascomycota; Sordariomycetes; Diaporthales; Diaporthaceae. Bases 816 to 3881 code for a protein of 1021 amino acids. The record is from RefSeq and is a predicted model, not a curated record. Gene Ontology annotation, cellular component: plasma membrane. Gene Ontology annotation, biological process: proton export across plasma membrane; regulation of intracellular pH.